CAUACUUGGCCAAAUACAGGUGAUUAUUAUUUCAGGGGCUGUGAGCUGACAGGGAGACACUGUAGGAGACAGCAGACAUGGCCACACUACAUCACACCUAACACAAACGGAUUAAAGCAGAUUAUCAGGGAUUACUGGCAAAAAUUUUAUUUCAAUCUAUGUCUUAUCCAUAAUUUCAUCAAAAAAGUAAUCUGUUGUUUUGCUCCCCUCCAUCUUGUCUUCUACAUAGGGUCCAGCAGUGGAGUCGAUAAUGAGCAGCAGGGUCAGGGCUAAGUGUGUCACUCAGGAAACUGUCAAAUAUUAGCGUGGGUGAAAGGACAGCAUUCAUUACUUUUUUUUUUCAUAUCCUCUUCCUAUAAACAGCUGGGUGACCUUUUUGAUCUCAGGAAGUAUAACAACAUGCCCUGAGUCCAUGUCACCAUAUUGACACCUUGAUAUUAGCUUUUGGUUGCUCUAUUCAGCAAUCUGAUGAAUGAAAUGUAAGAAUGCCUCCUAUGUCUUCUUUAGGUAUGAUAGGUAUGAGUAUAAAUUCUAGCAUUUUCAAAUGACCUUAUGCUACUGUUACAUUGAUCUACUACAUGCACACUUUUUCUUUUUUUAAGUGUUAAGGUCACAUCAUUGACUCCAGGGAUCAAUAGCGGGUUAACACAUUAAAGCUGUGUGAACAGCAUACUGUUAUGUCUUUGCAUCCCACUGUUCUCUCCUCCUGUGAGCCACUGUGCACCCAAAUCCUCUCUUUCUCUCUCAUUUUUUAUUUCCACCUUUCCUUUCCUAUGUGUAUCAACUUCAGAGCCUCCUAUCCUGCUCCCUCCCCUCUCAUUCUCUUUAUCUUCCACCAUUUUAAUCAUGCUGACUUUACAGUAUCUCUUUGUCAGCUUUGUUUUGUUUCCUUCUGUUUGUACUGUUACAUCACAUUUAUUGUUGCUUUCCAUUUAAUCCUGGCAGCUCAUCACCUCUUAAAGCCUCUGUUCUUCCCUCUUGGUUCCAUCUGUGACUGUAUUAAUACCCUCUCUCCCAUUUCUCUUAUUUCCACAAGCAGUCUUUCCUUUCUGCCCCUUCCCCUUCUUUCCCUUACUGUCUCCCCUCUCUUGCUCUCUAACCCCCACCACCACCACCACCACCUCCCUUCUUCUCCUCUGUGGCCAUGCUGAAGAAUAUGUCCCGUCGUGCUCGCUCCCUGCUCUCCCUGACCUUGACUACUCUGGCUCUGGCCCUCUCCAUCCUCGCUCUUUGCACCUCUUACUGGUGUGAGGGCACUCAUAAGGUGGUCAAGCCCCUCUGCCUGUCGCCUGUCAAAAUGAAGAACUGUGGUCAGAACAACAGCGAGCCUUACACCACAGAGAGUCCUACUCAGAGCCCCUUCAACCGUACACUGUCUCCAGCCAGGAGAGACGAGCUGGCCAAGAUCAAGCAGCGGCAGCUGGCAAACGCAGUGCACUACAUCUGGGAGACAGGGGAAGACAAGUUUGCUUUUAGAUACUUCCACACUGGCUUCUGGGAAAGCUGUGAGAAACACAGCGAUGGAGAGAAAUGUCGAAGCUUUAUAGAGUUAACACCGGGGGAAACACAAGGUGUGCUCUGGCUGUCAGUUAUUUCAGAGUUUACAUACAUUGGCUUACUUGGAAUGGGUUUCUUACUGAUGUGGCUGGAAGUCUUGUGCUGUCAUAAAGAAAUGUGCUCGCUAAAACUCAAUGCCUUUGCAGCUAUCUGUACUGUGUUAUCAGGUCUUCUUGGGAUGGUGGCUCAUAUGAUGUACACCACAGUAUUUCAGAUGACAGUCAUUGUAGGCCCUAAAGACUGGAGGCCUCAGUCCUGGGACUAUGGCUGGUCAUUUGCUCUUGCCUGGGUGUCCUUCAGUUGCUGUAUGGGGGCCGCAGUGGUCACACUCAACUCCUACACAAAGACCAUCAUUGAGCGCCGUCGCAGAGAGAUGCUCCGAUUUGAGGAAGAGAGAGCUGCCACUCGUGCACCAUCCUAUGAUGAGGUUGUUCCAGGUGGUGGGCUCUACUCGGUCACUGGCCUAUUGCAGUGUCCAGAUGGCAUGAUUGACGUGGCAUGGGCCCCAAAUGGCAGUGUGAUUGGAGUGGGAAAUGGGGAUGUACCAACUCUAGUUUUGGUAGAAAGCUGUGGGCCAGAAGGGUGUGAGGACUGUGAGAGGGAGAUGGAUGAGAUGGAGGAAGAGGCCAGUGACCAAGUUGAUUCACCUUGUUAGGAGAUCUAUGACACAUGUCAGAACAGAGGGCUGAAAAACUGAAAAAGGAAAGACCUUGCAGGAGAAGAAUCAAUGUGAGCAAACAGAUGCUGUUUUUCUUUUCUCCCACUUUGCAUGAUCUUGGGAUGUACCAAACAAACUUGAAAUCGAUUAAGUUAUUAUGUCUCAAAAUGUCAAGUCUACAUAGCACUGUCAUCUCACAUCAAGAAUGUUUUGGGUUCGAGCCCCAGCCAACCCGGUGCCUUUCUGCGUGGAGUUUGUAUGUUGUCCUUGUGCCUGUGUGG
Molecule: messenger RNA, 2496 nt
Organism: Monopterus albus (swamp eel)
Lineage: Eukaryota; Metazoa; Chordata; Actinopteri; Synbranchiformes; Synbranchidae
Product: germ cell-specific gene 1-like protein
Exons: 6
Coding region: 1145-2212 (355 amino acids)
Cellular component (GO): plasma membrane
Source: RefSeq, a predicted model, not a curated record